GCCCACAGAGCCAGUCCCGCUGCAGAGAGGGAAGUUGCUCACGCUCCUGAAGCUCCUGACUGGCUUUGGCUUUCAAUUCGGCUAGGACGCCGCCCUUGGCCAUAAGCAGAAAUCCCUGGCUUCCUAUGGAGAAGAGCAGAGAAUCCAGAAUGAGAAGGCUGCUUUGACUUUGCCUUGCCACCAAACAGUCAAGUGCCCUUAGGUCCACCAUGAGCAAGAAGUGGGACUCAAACUCUUCAGAAAGCUGGAAUCACGUCGGGAGUGGCAGCGGCACCCAGCACCGUUGGUAUUCAGAUAUCAACGUCACUUACGUGAACUACUAUCUGCACCAGCCUCAAGUGGCGGCCAUCUUCAUUACUUCCUAUUCCCUGAUCUUUUCCCUGUGCAUGGUGGGAAAUACUGUGGUGUGCUUGAUCGUCAUAAGGAACAGACACAUGCACACAGUCACGAAUUUCUUCAUCUUAAACCUCGCCGUCAGUGAUUUACUGGUUGGAAUAUUCUGUAUGCCUGUCACGUUGCUGGACAACAUCAUAGCAGGAUGGCCAUUUGGAAGCAGCAUGUGCAAGAUCAGUGGGCUGGUGCAGGGAAUAUCAGUUGCAGCUUCAGUCUUCACCUUGGUGGCAAUAGCUGUGGACAGAUUCCGGUGUGUCGUCUACCCCUUUAAGCCAAAGCUCACCACCAAGAUGGCAUUUGUCACUAUCGUGAUUGUCUGGGGCUUGGCCAUCACCAUUAUGACUCCCUCUGCAGUAAUGUUACAUGUACAGGAAGAAAAACACUACCGAGUGAGGCUCAGCUACCACAAUAAAACCAGCGCAGUCUACUGGUGUCGGGAGGACUGGCCCAACGAGGAGAUGAGGAGGAUCUACACGACCUUGCUGUUUGUCACCAUCUACCUGGCUCCACUCUCUCUCAUUGUUGUCAUGUAUGCAAGGAUUGGGGCUUCCCUCUGCAAGACUUCAGCACCCUGCAAAAGUGAGCAGCGCCCGGAACAGCAGCGCGUAUCCAAGAAGAAACAGAAGGUCAUCAAGAUGCUGCUGGCGGUGGCCCUCCUGUUCAUCAUCUCCUGGCUGCCCCUGUGGACGCUGAUGAUGCUCUCCGACUAUGCUGACCUGCCUCCCAAUAGACUGCGCAUCAUCAACAUCUAUAUAUACCCUUUUGCCCACUGGCUCGCCUUUUGUAACAGCAGUGUCAACCCCAUCAUCUAUGGUUUCUUUAAUGAAAACUUUCGCAAUGGUUUCCAAGAUGCAUUCCAGAUCUGCCAAAACAAAGCCAAACCCCAGGAAGCCUAUACCCUUAGAGCUAAGAGCAACAUGGUCAUAAACACAGCUGACAUCCAGCUGGUUCGGGAGCCUGUGUCUCAAAAACCAGGUGGGGAAAAUUUGAUGGGUGGGAAAAGCGCUGACAACCCCGUGCAGGAAUCCCUGACAGAAGAAAUGGGGGAAGCUACUACCACCACUGAGGCGUAAAAAAAAAAGCUUGUGACCUGAAUAGAUGCUUGGCUAGUACUCAGAAGACUUCUGAAGCCCUCAGCUCCCUCCUUCCUGUGUUUCACCAUUUCCUCAUUGCCUUUUCUUAAUGGUUAUGGUACUCAUUACCGAAUUACGUCUUGCUGCGGUCUUGGCACUUACAGCUCUUUCUACAGUUGGCAGAAUCAUCUUCCUUAAUAGAUAGCUAAUUUGUUCUCCAGUGUAAAAUGAUUUUUGGACACUCCAUUAAAACACGUACAAGCCCCAGGCUAGCCGAGGCCCGCCCCACAUCUGCUUUCUGUAUUUCUGGCAAAGAUUAUUUCCUAAACUCUUAUCACACUGAGGUGCUCAACCUAGGUUAUUAUGUGCUUGCUAUUUACUGUUUUUCCUGUUUCAAUUUCCUGUGUGAUCGGUUUUCCUUAGCACCUGUUCAAAACAGCCCUCUGUUUGCUUUCUUAGUGCAGACUACUCCAUCAUCAUUCCAGAGCAUCGAUGUUCCCAUGCUCAGUCUCCAUGGGGGUUCCCUAGUAAGGGGAGCAGGGGAGGUCUCUGAAAUGGACUCAGCGGCUGGCUUUUUGAUCACCUCCCCCUAGGCAAGGUGGCCUAAUUAGGCCACAGAGAAAGAGGAUCCAGACAGUUCUGAUGAGCCCUGAUAGGUAUUGUCAGGGAGUAGGGGAGGAGGACCUCCCCUAUCAGGGGACUCUGGGAGGGGCAUAGGGAGAGAGGAAGGAAUAAUGGUGGGACCUGGAGGAGGUGAGGGAAUGGACUACAGCCAGGAUAUAAAGUGACUACAUUUUAAUAAAUAAUAAUAAUAAUAAUAAUAAAGAAAAAAUUAAAAAGAUAAAUAAUAAACAGGAGCAAAAAGAGAAAGGAUGGAGAAUAGUAAAGUUUCCAGAGAUAUCUACUAUUAGGCUUAUGGGAUCAUACUAGGUUGACAACUUGCUAGGAUAAAAUUUUGGGCAAAUACAUUUUCCAUAGCUAGAUUUUCUCAUUUGCAAGACUGGAAUCACACUGGGUUUUAUGCAUUUGCUAUUCUGUGAAUUUCAACUGAUGGGAGAGGCAAGCUUGUAAAAUGGAAAAGCAAGUUAGUUCUAACUUAGCAUGAGGAAAUCAUUGCUAUUUUGAUUAUAAUACCGUUAUAAUAAUAUAACAUGAAACCACGGAAAGUGACUUUCAAAGUGUUCUUUAAGCCUCACACAGCGCUCUGAAGUAGACAGUGUCCCCAGCUUUCAGCGGACAACGCUGAGUUCUGCUUCUCCCAUAUUCUUUCCUUCUUUCCUAAUGUGUGUGCUUGAAUAUCCAUAGGAAGGGUAUGCCACAUGUAUGCAGAUGCCUGCACGGAGACCAGAAGGGGUUGUCAGACACCCUGAAGUUUCAGUGUGAGUUUCAGGUGGCUGUGAGCCACCUGAUGUAGAUGGUGGGAACCGAACUCAGGUUCACUGGAAGAGCAGACAGUGCUCUUAACUACUGAGCCAUUUUCACAGUCCACGUCCUGAAAAUCUCCAGGUUUAAGAGUCAUAGAAAGAAAGAAAGAAAGAAAGAAAGAAAGAAAGAAAGAAAGAAAGAAAGAAAAGAAAGAAAGAAAGGUUGGGAAGUCACUAUAUAAAAUUAAAAAAAAAUGUUUUAACAUUUCCCUGGUGUUAGUCAUCUCUGUGUUAUACUGUUUUUUUUUUUUUUUAACUCACCUAUAACUACUUUUUCAAUAGCUAUUUUUCUGAUUGUACACUGGAAUACCCUCUAUUUGUGGAAUUUUGGAGAAAUACAGGUGGUACAAAGAACAGAAUGAGUUGCACAUGUCUUUUCAUAAAGAAAACCAACCAGCAUCCCUUCACAUGCUGGCUUCUUUUCUUCCUGUAGGGCUCAGCUCAGAUCUCACCUGCUCAUUUCCUCCAUAGCAGAUCUCAUUAUCUCUAAUUAUCUUGAAAUUUUACCUAUCUACUUGUGUAAUACCUAUAUACACUAAGAAAUAGUAAAUGUGAGGCAGAGAUUUUUAUUUCAUAUUUUAUUUCCAAUUCUUAAGAGGAUACUUGGCGUACAAUAGAUACAUGAUAAAUAUUUGUUGAAAAAUAAAUUAAAUAGUUACAAAUACCUUCUGGUUUUUGGUUUAUUAAAUAUGCACAAACUAUAUUUUAUUUUCCAUUGUUGAAAGAAGCUCAGUAUUCGGUAAUGCUGAAAUGCAAAUUAAGUAAAAUGAAAAUAAUUCCUUAUCCUACUCUUAUGUAGCAAUCACUAUUCUGUUGCUUUGGGGCAUGUAUGCAUGCUUUCAUUAAUAAGAAAAUGAUUCUAUGAUAUAUGCUUUAUAGCUAUUUGUUUGUUUAAUGCAUCACAGAUAUGUUUUCAUGCUGUUUAAGAAUUUUCCAAAUAUUUUAUUAAUUUCAUUGCCAUUCCAUUAUUUACUAAGCUUCUCUGUAGCUAGAAAUGUCACUAAAGUCUUAAAUUGUAAAAUGUGUAAUUAUGUAAAAUUUUUCUAACACUGAGCAUAUUACAGCAUCUUAGAAUGGACCUAGAAGAAAAUAAAAUUGCUUGGCUAAAAUGCAUUUCCUAAUGUUAUAAUAUUCAUUGCAAGACACUGCUUAAUUGUUUAGAAACAUAUUAUAUCUGUGGUACCAGAGAAUUCAUUCCCAUAUGCUCUUAAAUAUUGCAUUUUCUAGAAAAUGCUUCUUUCUCACCAGUCCGGUGAGAACAUAUUACCUCAUGCAUUGUGAUUUGAACAGAUAAUGUUUCCCUCGGGCUCAUUGUUUGGAUACUGGGUCCCAUAAAGCUGUUUCUGGUGAUGUGACUCGUUAAGUUUGGCAAGACAGAGCUAUAGGUCAUGUAGCAGAAGUAGGUUGCUGGGGAGAAGACUUGAAGAUGGUAUCUACUUCUGCUUCUUGCCCUGUGCUCUCUGCUGCCUGAUCCAACCAGGGGUGAGCAAACACUCCAGCAAGGUCCUGCUACUCCUGACUAAGCAGUUCAACUGUCCUGUUCUUCCAGCUAUGACAGACUGUGACCUUUGAAACCAUGAGCCAAAAUAAACC
Meriones unguiculatus (Mongolian gerbil) is the source of this 4483-nucleotide messenger RNA. RefSeq names its product neuropeptide FF receptor 2 (gene Npffr2). The record is from RefSeq and is a predicted model, not a curated record. Gene Ontology annotation, molecular function: neuropeptide receptor activity; opioid receptor binding; peptide binding. Gene Ontology annotation, cellular component: membrane. The transcript has 5 exons. NCBI's taxonomy places the organism in Eukaryota, Metazoa, Chordata, Mammalia, Rodentia, Muridae. Gene Ontology annotation, biological process: regulation of cAMP-dependent protein kinase activity; G protein-coupled receptor signaling pathway; regulation of adenylate cyclase activity. The coding region runs from base 210 to 1466 and encodes 418 amino acids.